This is a messenger RNA of Cottoperca gobio, 5280 nucleotides long. Its product is annotated as serine/threonine-protein kinase 35-like. Gene Ontology annotation, biological process: protein phosphorylation; negative regulation of G2/MI transition of meiotic cell cycle. The record is from RefSeq and is a predicted model, not a curated record. The coding region runs from base 146 to 1339 and encodes 397 amino acids. Gene Ontology annotation, molecular function: ATP binding; protein kinase activity. Gene Ontology annotation, cellular component: cytoplasm; nucleus. The transcript has 3 exons. Lineage: Eukaryota; Metazoa; Chordata; Actinopteri; Perciformes; Bovichtidae.
CUCCGUCACAUCCUCUCUUCUUCCUUUAACCUCCACAGCUGAGCAGCUCUCUCUUCACCGUUCAUCGCAUGGAUACUGCAGUUGUUGACAACAUGUGGAUAUUUUUAUAUUUAAUGUUUGAAUCGUGAAGGAUUCGCAGGGACGUAUGGAUACAGUUGGUGGUGAUAACUGGCGGAGACGCACGAGGAGCGCGCGAGCCUGCUGCAAACAACAAACCAGAGCAAGAGCUGACGAGUCCAAUGUGCUGCGGUGUCUGAGCGUUGGAAACACGGAAGACGGCCAUGACAUGGAGGAGGACAUCGGCCUCUUCAAGCAGGACAGUUUGGAGCGCAGGGUCAUGGCGCCCCGCUACAGCCUGCUGCGGGAGGUGGGAAGGGGCACAUACGGCGUGGUGUUCGAAGCGGUGGCCCGGAGGUCCGGAGCGAAAGUUGCUGUGAAGAAACUGCGAUGCGACGCGCCGGAAAACGUGGAGCUCGCUUUGCAGGAGUUCUGGGCGCUCGCAAGUCUGGAGAAACGGCAUGAAAAUGUGGUGCAGCUGGAAGAGUGUGUGCUGCAGAGGAACGGCAUGGCUCAGAAAAUGAGUCAUGGGAAUAAACGGUCUAAACAGUACCUGCGUCUGGUGGAGACUUCUCUGAAAGGUGAGAGAGUGCUCGGUCCUCCAGAGGAGCCUUGCUAUCUCUGGUUCGUCAUGGAGUUCUGUGAAGGCGGCGACCUCAACCAGUUCAUCCUUUCUCGGCGGCCCGACCCGCAAACCAACAACAGCUUUAUGCUUCAGCUGACCAGCGCCGUUGCUUUCUUGCAUGAAAACAACAUUGUCCACCGAGACCUCAAACCUGACAACAUACUCAUCUCAGAGAAGACGGGGACUCCAGUUCUCAAGGUGGCCGACUUUGGCCUGAGUAAAGUCUGCGCUGGUAUAGGAAGCACAAACGUGGGCGAAGACAAGAACAAAAACAUUAACGUAAACAAGUUCUGGUUGUCAUCGGCCUGCGGCUCGGACUUCUAUAUGGCUCCAGAGGUGUGGGAGGGCCACUACACAGCCAAGGCUGACAUAUUUGCCCUAGGCAUCAUCAUCUGGGCCAUGUUGGAGAGAAUUACUUUUAUUGAUGCUGAGUCUAAGCGGGAGCUGCUGGGUACAUAUGUGAGACAAGGAGUGGACAUUGUGCCGGUAGGUGAGGCACUGCUAGAGAAUCCAAAGAUGGUACUAAACAUCCCACAGAAACGCAGGUCAUGCAUGUCCGAUGGAGUGAGUAAGCUGCUGCAGGACAUGCUCGCCGUCAACCCUCAGGACCGGCCCGAUGCUUUCGAGCUUCAGGCCAGAAUGGACCAGGUUACCUAGAUGUGCUGCAUGACCAUCAAUCAGAUUGUUUUACAGGGAUGUCACAAGGAUCGAUACUUCAGUACCAAGUUGAUGCCAAGAUUCUGAAAACGUCUAUAGUACCGCAGGUACCAUUGAACACCUUUGGGAUUAACUAGAACAGAGAUUGCAAGCCAGGCUCACUAAUGCUCUUCUGGAUGAACGGGCAAACAUUCCCACAGACGCGCUCCAAAAUGUUGUAGAAAGCCUUCCCAGAAGAGUGGAAGCUGUUAUAGCUGCAAAGGGGGACCAACUUCAUAUUAAUGCCUAUGAAUUUGCAAUGGGAUGUCAUAAAAGCUCCUGAAGGUAUUUUGUGUUGGUGGCCCAAUACCUUUGUCCAUAUAGUGUAUGAACCUUUGUCCUCAGGUCUGUUUGGCCUUUACUUUGAUGGCUGUCAGUCAGUUGCAGAAAAUUACAUUUGCAGACUGAGGUGUUGAGACAUGUUCCAUGGAAUUUAUUUAUGUGUACAAGUGAGUGGUAAAGAGUGAGGGUGGGGUUGCUCUUACUGUCUUGCACAGAACCCGUUUUGUAACUUCAGUGACUGCCCUCAGUGUAUGUGUUCUUGUACAGUCUUAUGCAAUCUAAGACCCAGCUGCCCCCUGGCCCGGGGGCCACACUUCCAGUAGCACACAGAUGUCUGUGUUUUUAAGAGGUUGGGUGAGCAUGUACUGGCUUGCCCCUGUUGUUCUGUACAUAGAUAGUUCAUGUUAGUGCAUAUGAUGGUGAGCUGUUUGUCCCUCAACUGAGUUACCAGAAUUACUUUUUUUGUGUGUGUGUGAAAGACAUUGUAUCCUAGCUUUUGGAGGGGUAAGAGUGCAUAAUAUGUGAGCAUGGAGGGGGUAGGAGCUGCUCUGCUUACUGCCUGUCUGUCAGCUCACUGUCCCUAUCGCCAGUUGAAAUGACAUUGCCGGCUGUAAACGUAUCAGUUACUGUUUAUCGUUAAUUCCAUGAGUAACGUGCCAUAAUGUGUGUUCUUGUUUGUUUAGAGUAAAACACUUGAUCAGGCCAACAAAGGGGUGUUGUGUAUCGGCCCUCUCAGACAACAAAUGAUAGUCAUUUGUAAUUGUAGUUACUUACAAAUACAGAAGAACACCUGAGUAGAUUUGAUUAUAAUCCAAGAGGAUCAAGCAAGCUCUGAAAUGGCUACAGGCCAGCCCUUCACUGAAAUGGAAAAAUAAAUAGAGCCCAUGCAGCAGCAUUAUUUCUCCACCUGGAACGCACCAUGUUCAUUAACAAGUCAGCCAGCUCUGAUCAGCUAAUUUACAAAUUGAGAUUCAAUCUGAAAUCCAGAAUAAGAAUAAUUCACACCAAAUGCAAAGGCCAGUUUUCCGAUGUCAUUAUAAUAUUGGACCACAUGUAAGAGUGUGCAGGGUCUUUGUUCAUGGACUGUGCUGUUAAAGAACACACAUGAUGCAUUGUACUGCAUAGCCAAAAUGUAACUUCUAUGAGGUUGUUUUUCCUAGUACAAAAUCUACAAAUAUAAUGUUUUUAUGAAAUUGAUGGCUAGAAAUUCUGAGAAAUACUGCCUCUUGGUUUUAUUUUAGAGCUACUGUUUUGGAUCGUUGAUCAACUGUAAACAAUUGUACAAGAUGAAGAUACACCGAUGUCUAUCAAUGAGCCGUGUGAAACAAAGCCGACCCUAAUACCACUGUACAGUUGAGGUGGACUGAGUAUUUCUGUAGUUCAAACGACUCUAACCAAGUGAUUUAGUCUAGUGUCACGUCAAUUUCAGGAGUAUUUUUUAAUGUAUUUGAUAUACAGAGCAAGAACCCAAUCGCCCUGUUAUCAGCAACAGCCUGUGACUCUGACUCUAUCAGUAAAAUUAUUAUGCUAAAGAAAUUGACAUGUCAGUACUGGCCAUUGGAUCUUGUCUCUAUGGGCUGCAGGAUAAAACUCUAGCCCUGCUGAACUUCUUAAGUCAGUUAUGUAACAGAGUGCGUGAGGAAAAUCUAUGACGUUAUAGCUGGGCCCAAACUGUAUCUGUGAGUGACAAGCCAAGCGGCUGCACAUCUCGUAACAGAGCAGUCCCCUCACAUGGUGCUGCAGGACCGAAGGAACAAAGGACUGUUUGUGCUGCAGGAUACACCAGAGCCUCUGGCUCUCACUGCCGCACAAUGACUGAGAAUCCUCAACACCGUGGUUACAGACUGACAUGCUGUCAGACAUACCAACUGUGUUGAUGUAAGGUGGAGUGCAGGACCUGUAACUGAUUUUUAUUGAGAGAGAGCAAGAGAGAGAGAGAGAUACUGCAGUGACUCAGCAAAUCUCUGUGCUUCUGUAACCUUCACGCCCUCACUGCUGCACAAUAGGACUGAUCAUGUGAAUGCUGUUGGAUGAAAUCCUCAGGGGAUUUUCAGUGUGUUUUAUAACAGCUGACGACAGCAAAUAAAUACCUAUCAAGUUGGCAGCAUAGUAUUUGAGCACAAAGUGUAAGCACAGUUGUUCCAAGUUCUCUUCAUGAUGCAUAUUCCUGGGAACCCAUCUUAUCAAGGUCACUGUGUGAAGUUACUGAUGUGAUCACCAUUGGGCUAUUGUUUGUUCUGCAGCACAAAAAAAGAAACAUGUUUUUGUAUAUCGUCACCUUCUUAAACUAAUGGUCUAAGUCAUAUUUUGAGGAAAAUUAUAUCAUAAAAUUAAAUCAUCUCUUCAUAAUGCUGGCCACCUCUGAUAAGAUGUCCUAGAUCCUUACUGAAAAGACAAUGCUGUUCCUAUCCUGGUAGUAUAAUGGCAAGAGUGACUCAGGCAAUAAAAUAAUGGCCUAAGUCACAUUGUCUUGUGACUUUACAAGAUGGCAGCUGCUUCAAGAAAAAAGAAAAAUACCAGAUAAAUUAAGUUAUUUCCAUGGUUCAGGGCUCGUCUCGUGGUAAGAGAUAAUGUUUACUGUAAUAUAGGCUAGGCUGUAAAUGUUGUGUAGUUAUUUAGUGUUUUACUUUCACAAGUUAUAGUUUAAUUAUGAAGCCUCCCAGUGGGUUACAGACACUAAACAGCUCCUGUAGCUCCAUGAAGUACGAACGCAUUUCCCUCAGGGACAAUAAAGAUUAAUCUAAAGACUACUCUAAUCUUUCAAAAGUAACAGUUACUUUACAAUUACUGCAUAAUUAUAAAAAAGUAAUUGGCUACUAGGAAAAGUAACUUUUGUGUUUGUUGGCUUCAAUUCCUAAUAUUCUGUCUCUUCAAACAAUAUUUAAUUUGCAUGUAUUGUCUCCUUUUUUCCACAUUACAUUUCCAUCUAAAUAGGGAAGAUUGAAUAGUUUUGAAUUGAAUUUGGUCAAAGAAUAUUCAUCAAAAUAGCAAUAAUGAAUUAAUACAAGUGACCACAUGGCAAUUACAAAAAUGCUUUUCAGAAUGAUCAGACAUUUGUGACCGUACACCUACUUUUUGGUAGGAGAUGCAUUAGACUAUUCCGACACCGAUCAGGCAUCUUCAAAUGAAAAUGACACUGAGACCGUCAUUAAAGUGGUGGAGCAGCAUGUACCAGCUAAGACCCUGUUUCAGAUGGCGCAGGCAAUACCUUACACUCCCAUUGAAGAAGAGAAUGUUGCUGAAGAUGCCAAGCAGAUGCAUCCCUACCAUAAAGAAGACACAGAUGAUGAUGAUGAUGAUGUUAUCAUAGAUCCAGACUAUAAGCAUCCUCUGAUGAGUCCUCUGUCUCUGAAAAUGAAGACAGCCUGCCAGCAACUCCAGAACAGCAUGGUCCUCAUCUAGAGGAUAAGGAUGUUGAUGAAAACAAUACGGUCAAAAGGAAACAACAUAAAUACCUCAGCCCAGAAACAUCAAUCCAUGGAGAAACGUCUCAAAGGAAUGGCAUACAAGGCCAAAGGUGGCAACGAAAUAGCUGCGAAGGCUAUGGGUCCUCCUUGCAAUUCGAAGUUAUGUGAACGAGUCACAAAUCAAAUUUAUUUAUAAAGCCCAAUAUCACAAAU